AUGUUAAAGAUGUUUACGAGUAUCGUAUUGCUGGAGUUAAAGCUUGUCCUAAUGUAUUUAAAUAUUUUAAUGAAUAUACUUUAUUAACCAAAAAGUGUAUAUCGUAUACAUUAUGAAAAGAUUUACAUCAUGAUCUUGCAGCAAAAAACCAUCUAGAUCCUUUAAAAAAGUUAUUAAUGAAAGAAAAAGCUAGAAUGAUAAAUAAAUCAAAUGUUUUUUAAAUAUAAGGGAAAACAAGUCAUGGUUUAACGUAUACAAUUAUAAGUUAUGAAGCUAUAAAGACAGAUGUAAAAAUAUAUAAGGUCUGAAUUAGCAAAUAUUGGUUUUAUUAUAGGUUUUAUCUUGCUCUUUUUUUUUUUUUUUUGCUGACGAAGUAUGCACAAAAGCACAAAAGCACAAAAGCACAAAAGCACAAUACUUCUUUUGCCUUGCUGUAUGGGGACAGCAAGGCAAAAGAAGCAUAAGCCGGGCUUGUGUGUCAUACAUACUUCUGCUUCUUUGCUUUGCUUCUGUGCAAGGCAAAAGAAGUGACCUGACCAUUGCUUCUGUGCAAGGCAAAAGGAGGAGGGCUCUGCCAAAGAAAGCAAAAUAUAAACUAUAGUAUAUUAAUAUACCAUAGAUUUAGUUAAUCUUUAGUUAUUACUACUUGUAACUCUUAAGUUAAAAGUUCUAUAUAAUAUUUUAUAGUCUUUUAACAUUUAUUGAGGCUGGUCUACCUUAGUAGUACUACCUACGUAGUUAUCUGACCUCAUGCCUACUUCUGCUUCGCUCUCCUUACUUCGUAUUACACACCCAGUCUUCCUUGAGAAGACACACCCCUUGCUGUACUUCGUCCGAAAUUGUGAGGCAUGGUAUGAAACAUCCCAGUCAAAGCAAAGCAAGCCGGACGAAGUAUGCACAAGGAGGAGGUUAGUGCCUCACAAUUCCUAACGAAGUAAGCAUGUUUCACCAGCAAAUGCAAGAAGUAUGGGACCUAUUAUUUAUAAGGGAGGCCAUACUUCUUUUGCUUUCCCCAUACUUCGCUUACUGGGAGGGCCCUCCCAGCGACUGGACUGUAAGAAGAAGAAGUAUGGGGACAGCAAGGCAAAAGAAGCAUAGCCAAAGCAAAGGAGGAGGUAAGCCAUCUGAUAUAAAUAAGGAAAAGUUAGUAUAAAGAUUAGCAAUACUAGUGUCAACGGUUAAUGAAUUUCUCAUUUAAAGACCGUCGGUUAUUUAAGUGACCGCUACAGACUGGUUCACUGGUAGGUGUCUGAAAUGAUGCUUAAUGUACAGUCGGUUUUUUCCUUAAUAUGUUUUUACAUAUUAUGCACAAGCCCGGAGUUAUACUACCGGUACCUGGGUUUAAUACGAGAAAAUCAAUAUUAUUGAUUAUAAAUUAAAUUUGAAGAAAUGGAUUCUUUGGUUUUAAAUGGCCCUUUUUAGGAGAGAUCUUAAAUUUGAAUUGCGCUAUAUGCUGGAAUCACCUAGAGUCUACCUAUUUUUACUACGAAAAUAAAUUAGACUGAACCCUCUUAUGAAGGGCGGAGUUUAUGGGUACUAAUAAUAUAAGUCUGGGCUUAAGCCUAGCCGUAUUGGUUAAAAACCCUAAAAUCCGUAUGUGCAAUCAGCCGGUAACCAACGAUAGAAGUUAUUCUUCUCAUCUAGUAGGUACCUCAGAGACUACACGCGCAAUAUCCUUUGGUGGUUCAAAAGAAACACGUUUCAAUCAAUGGUUAGCUGGUCUUAUUGACGGUGACGGAAGUUUGCAAGUUAGCAAAGCAGGAUAUUCUAGUUGUGAAAUAACUGUAGCUCUUGCUGAUGAACGUAUGCUGCGUAUUAUCCAGAACAAACUAGGGGGUUCUAUUAAACCUCGUAGUGGUGUUCAAGCUAUUCGUUGGCGUUUACACAAUCGUCAAGGUAUGUUAAAAUUAAUAAAUCGUAUAAAUGGCUAUAUUAGACACAGUAGUCGAUUGGUUCAACUUAAUCGUGUAUGUACUAUACUAAAUGUGGAACUUUUAAGCCCUGAUACUUUACACAUUAAGCAUGGUUGGUUUGCAGGGUUUUUCGAUGCUGACGGGACUAUAGGUUAUUAUUUUAAAGGUAAUAACCAUCAACCCCAGUUAACUUUAAGUGUCACUAACAAACUAUAUUUUGAUGUAAUACACUUUAGUACUUGUUUUGGUGGGGCUAUUUACUUUGAUAAAGCACAAAAUGGCUACUACAAAUGAAGUAUACAAUCAGAGGCUAAUUUUUCAGCUUUCCUGGAGUACACUAAAGUUUGUCCACCUCAAUCUAUUAAACGUGAUCGUUUAUUUUUGGUUGGGGAGUAUUAUCGCCUGGUGGAAAUAAAAGCGCACAAAGCACCAGACGAUACAGUACUACACAAAGCUUGAAUUAAUUUUAACCGUAAAUGGAAAUAGUUGUUUUUUUUUUUGCGGAGCACCGGUGCAUGCUUAUUUCGGACGAAGUACAGCCAGCAAAAAAAUAAGUGAUAAAGAUAUAGUCCGACUCUUUUUAGCUUAUCUUUAUAAAAAGAUAUAUGUUCUAUUUAGAUAGUCAAACCUAAAAAGAGAUCGCACCCAGAAGUUUAUAUAUUAAUUAUACCAGGUUUUGGUAUUAUAAGUACCACAAUAUCAGCUAGCUCUAAUAAGAGUGUAUUCGGUCAAAAUGGCUCUUUAAUUGAAUUCUUUCAAUUAACGCAACAAACUAUAUGCAGGAAGCUCCUGAAUGGUCGUGCAUUGGCUAUAGCAGAUAAAAGCCAUUCGCUAUUAUUCAAUACUAGGAAUAUAAGCAAUACUAUGUAUUCCAUUCUAGUAAAAAUUUGAAUAAUAAGGAGUAAUCCGCAGAUAACCAAAGCACAAAGUAUUUUUUUAGAUAACCAUAUUAAAAGAUAUUUUAAUUUAUUUAAAAGAUCUCUAACCACACUUCCCCCUAACAUGAUAAAUCCCGAAUCAUCUUUGACACCAGCGUGAGUAACAGGUUUUGUGGAUGGGGAAGGUUCUUUUUCUAUUAGCCUUGUCCAAAAUAAAACUUAUAAGAUAGGUUGGCAAGUUCAACUUAGUUUCAAAUUGGGUCUUCAUGAGAAAGAUAGACCUCUCUUAGAACAAAUUAAAAAUUUCUGAGAUGCAGGUAUAAUAUCUAAAGAUGGUCCAGAGUCUUUUAAUCUUAGGGUACGAUCAAGAGAAGAUUUAAACAAAGUUAUUAAACAUUUUGAUCAAUAUCCUCUGAUAAGUAAAAAACGAGCGGAUUUUGAUUUGUUUAAAGACGCGUUUUUUAUAGUUAAAAAUAAACAGCAUAUUACAAAAGACGAUUUAGUCAAAAUAGCUGCAAUUAAGGGUGCGAUGAAUUUGGGACUUUCUGACUUAUUAAAAAAUUCCUUUCCUGAUAUCCCUCUAGUCGAAAGACCUUUGGUUAAAUAUACCCCAAUACGUGAUCCUCAAUGA
Messenger RNA from Hymenoscyphus albidus, 3422 nucleotides. The record is from the annotation of a GenBank genome assembly. Lineage: Eukaryota; Fungi; Ascomycota; Leotiomycetes; Helotiales; Helotiaceae.